UUUUGCUGUCGAGAUGGGUGACGACACAGACCGGUACAGGCUUCCGACAAACGUGACGCCCACGCACUAUGACCUUAUCAUCUGCACCGACCUUGAAGGACUCAAGUUCGAUGGCUGCGUCACUGUGCAGCUGGAUGUCGUGAGAGACACUCGGUCCAUCCAGUUUCAUGUCUCUAAUCUAGAGCUCGGUCGUGUAAAACUCACCUCACCUUCCUUGAACGAACCCGUCGUGCAGAAUGCCCCAGAUCUGACGUUCAGCGAAGCGGAUGAACGAGCUACAAUGCACUUACCCUUAACGCUUCCCGCCGGGGCCAAGGCAAGCUUGGAGCUCGAGUUCGAAGCUAAACUCACUGGCGCCAUGAUGGGCUACUACCGUUCCACUUGGGAGCACAAAGGCAAAACUGCGUACUACUCACUCACGCAUUUUGAGUGUACACUAUAGCCCACUGCUGCGAGGCGUGCCUUCCCCUGUUGGGAUGAGCCCGCCCUCAAAGCCACCUUUGCCGUCACGAUGAUCUCCCGUGUCGACACGAUCAACCUCGCUAACAUGUCUGCCCUUUCGGAGACGGUCUACGUCCCUUCUGCGCCUCAGGUCAAAUCAGACAUUGCAUCGUUACUGUCCUCUAAGCUCUCAGCAGGCGAGGACGGGCAGUGGAAAAUCACCACCUUCCAAACAACCCCUCUGAUAUCGACGUACAUCAUUGCUUGGGCGAACGGUCCUUUCAGGCACCUCGAGGAAUCGUACAGCAGUCCGCUGAGCGGGAAGACUCGGCCACUUCGCAUAUACACGACUCCGGACUUGAUCCAUCAAGCGCGGUUCGCGCUGGACGUCAACCGCAGAGUACUACCCCUCUACGAGCAAGUUUUCGACAUCGAAUAUCCACUUCCGAAGCUCGACCUUCUCGUUGCGACUGACUUCACUAUCGGCGCGAUGGAGAACUGGGGUCUGAUUACGGGUCGGACGUCUGCGUUUCUGCUGGAUCCGCACCAGGCGGAUCUAAGUGGUAAGAAAUAUGUGGCCUCCACGGUGUGCCACGAAGUCGCACACAUGUGGUUCGGCAAUAUUACGACCAUGGAGUGGUGGGACACGGUAUAUCUGAAAGAGGGCUUUGCUCGCUUGCUAGGCGAGACCAUCAUACUUGACAGACUCUUUCCUGAGUGGAAAUUACGCCCAGCGUUUAUCACAAGCGAGCUGGUUGCGGCCAUGACGCUUGACGCCAAGGCUUCUUCGCACCCCAUCGAGGUGGAAUGUCUUGACGCGAAUGUGGCGAAUCAGAUCUUCGAUGCGCUAUCCUAUGACAAGGCUGCUACUAUCCUCAGAAUGCUCUCGCAGUAUGUCACGGAAGAGAAGUUCCUGAAGGGCGUAUCGAUAUAUUUGAAGAAACACCUGUAUGGGAACGCUGUGACGAAGGACUUGUGGCAAGGCAUAGCGGAGGCGAGCGGCUUGGAUAUCCCGGAAAUAAUGGAUAAUUGGGUUAAGAAGAUUGGAUUUCCCGUUGUCCACGUCACUGAAGUGGACGGAGGUAUCCGUGUUCGGCAAGACCGUUUCCUGGAGACCGGUCCCGCUGUCCCCGAGGACAAUGAGACCAUUUGGUCGAUUCCUCUAAGUCUUCUCACAAUAGAUGGCAGCGGAAAUACUUUCAUCGACCAUACCGUUCUCCUUGACGAACGCGAAAAGGUCAUUAGCCUCGAUAUCUCCAGGCUCUUCAAGCUCAAUGCAGGGACUGUUAGCAUGUAUCGUGUCUUAUACAGCCCAGAACGCCUUGCCAAGAUUGCCGAAGAGGCGGCCAAGGAGGACUCCAUCCUGUCUCUUGGAGACCGACUUGGCCUUGCGUCUGAUGCGCUCGAGUUAGCCAAAGCGGGUUAUUCGCUCCUAAGCAGCACCUUGAAUUUCUAUAAAAUAUUACACGCUGAGAAUGAUUAUCAGAUGUGGAGUUGCAUCUCCAGUGGCCUCUCUUCUAUAUCUUCGGUCUGGUUUGAACAGCCAGACAUUGUCGAAGCUCUGAAUACCUUCAGCAGAAGCCUGCUUAUCCCGGUCGUGAAACGGCUAGGGAUAGAGUAUGCAGACGGGGAGGAUAUCAACACUCGUCAGCUGCGCACCGUGACAAUCGGACAAGCGGCGCGUGCCGGUGAUGGCUCCGUCAUCGCGGACCUCGUGAGACUUUUUAACAGAGCAAUCGAGACCGAAGACGAUUCUUGCAUUUACCCUGAUUUAAUUUCGACUACCUACUGGACUGCUGUCAGAUAUGGUGGCCGCAAGGAAUAUGAUGCAGUUGAGGCCGUCGCUUCGAAGCCACCCACUCCACAAAUGGGCAAUGCUGCAAUGCGGGCUUUGGGAGCAAGCACUGAUAGGUCAUUGCAGGAGGAGACCUGGAAAUUCAUCACGACUAGAGCUCGCGACCAAGAUCUGUACUACUUCUUCGCUGGUCUACAGGGUAACCACGCUGCUCGUCGGUUCCUUGCGGAGAAAUUCAAAACCGACUACGAUGUUCUCUAUAAGCGCACUGCCAGCAAUUUUCGGCUGCAACGUCUUGUCCAGUACUCAUUUGAAGCGCUAUCAUCCGAGAUGGACUACGAGGAGACGAAGGCCUUCUUCAAGGACAAGGACACGUCCACGUUCAAGAUGUCUCUAGACCAAGCACUGGACAGCAUCAAGGCGCGGGCUGCAUGGGUGAAGCGUUCAUCCGAAGAUCUGCGACAAUGGUUGGCGAGCAGGACGUAGAGAUAAGACUCAAGCAGUGCAGCCACGUUCCGGACUGGUGGAAUCUUCUCGCGAAUUCGGAUAGGGAACUUCAGUUACCAAAGCACAGUGAGCAAGAGCGACAGAGGUCAGUCAGGACAUGAAAUGUUGGACGCUGUUAGGAAGCCCAGUCGCGAAGAGUGAAGUUGGAACAUGUUUCACGAUGGAAUUUCUGUUAUGCGUCUGGAUAAUCUUCUCAAUUUCCGAAUGGAUGUUGCGAUUCGCGCGGGUUAGGUCGUCGAGACCAUGGGUGAGGUUUCGCCCAAAG
This is a messenger RNA of Phanerochaete carnosa HHB-10118-sp, 3008 nucleotides long. RefSeq lists its product as uncharacterized. The record is from RefSeq and is a predicted model, not a curated record. Gene Ontology annotation, cellular component: cytoplasm. Gene Ontology annotation, biological process: proteolysis; peptide catabolic process. Lineage: Eukaryota; Fungi; Basidiomycota; Agaricomycetes; Polyporales; Phanerochaetaceae. The transcript is spliced from 17 exons. The coding region runs from base 512 to 2722 and encodes 736 amino acids. Gene Ontology annotation, molecular function: zinc ion binding; peptide binding; metalloaminopeptidase activity.